Molecule: messenger RNA, 1450 nt
Organism: Musa acuminata AAA Group (dessert banana)
Lineage: Eukaryota; Viridiplantae; Streptophyta; Magnoliopsida; Zingiberales; Musaceae
Product: COBRA-like protein 10
Biological process (GO): cellulose microfibril organization
Cellular component (GO): membrane
Source: RefSeq, a predicted model, not a curated record
AUGUUCAUCGGGUUUCAGCACAACGAGAUAUUGGUGUCCACGUCCGGGGCGGUGAUCACCGACGGCACCGAUUUCCCGGCCCACGUCGGCAACGGCACCACCCUGGCCGGAUUCCCCCAGACCGACCUCAUGAACGCCAUCGACACCGCGGGGGGCUUGUCGCAGAUCCGCAUGGAGAUCAAGAUGACGGGCACACAGUUUGGCGUGAAGCCACCGGGGACCCCCAUGCCCAGGACGAUAAAGCCGCAGAAUGAUGGGUUCAAAUGCCCUGCACCCACUCGAAAAGAAAGAACCCCAAGUUCAAGGCCAAAAAGACGGCCAAGAACCUAUUCCUACAGCUGCAGGAACGGCACCCUUCUCCCCUCCACCAUGAACUCCAGCCAAUCCAAGGCCAUCUUCCAGCUCCAAGUGUACAAGCUCCCGCCGGACCUCAGCCGCACCGUCUUCUACCCUCCCCAGAGUUGGAAGAUCAAUGGCAUGCUCAACCCGCAUUACAUCUGCGGCCCUCCCAUCAGAGUCAGCCCCAUGGAGUUCCCAGAUUCCAGCGAUCUCAUGUCGGAGACGGAAGCGGUCGCUAGUUGGCAGCGGCCCGAGAGCAAGGCUACCCGAUGCUGCGUCACCUACUCCUUCUACAACGCCUCCGUCGUCCCCUGCAACACCUGCGCGUGCGGCUGCGACGACGGCGUCGCAUGCGAUCCCGACGCGCUCGCGCUGCUUCUCCUCCCGGAGGCGCUUCGCAUCCCCUUCGACAACCGAACGGCGAAGGCCAAAGCUUGGGCCAAGCUGAAGCACCACCACGUCCCGAACCCACUGCCUUGCGGCGACAACUGCGGCGUCAGCAUCAACGGGCACAUCGUCUCCAACUACAGGAAAGGAUGGACGGCGAGGAUCACCCUGUUCAACCGGAAGGGCUACACCUUCAAGGAUUGGUUCGUGACGGUGGAAAUGGACAAAGCUUAUCUCGGCUUCCAGAAGGCGUACUCCUUCAACGGCACAAAGCUGGAAGGUCCUGGGAGGCUCAACAAGACGGUCUUCCUUCGGGGACCGGAGGGUCUGAAUUAUCUGACAGCAGGGACGGACGGCAAGAACCCCACCGUGGAUCCAAGAGUGCCGGGCAAGCAGCAGUCGGUGAUCUCCUUCACGAAGAAGGGAACGCCAGGGAUCAACAUCGUGACGGGGGAGGGUUUCCCCACGAGGCUAUACUUCGACGUAGAAGAAUGCGCGCUCCCCGACGAGAUCCCGUAGCGUUAGCCAUGUAGCGGUUGCUUUCCUAGUGCUCGUGGCGAUUCUGUCAACAGUGUGAUGGAUUGAUUGCCUUCGAAGGGGCGCAAUUAGUUGACGAAUGAAAGCUUUCAGUUUUCUGUAAACUAAUGCUAUAUUUGAUUCAGUCGGAGGAUGGCCAGCCUCCUGACAAAAACGUAGUUACACAAAGAUACUGCAACAUCUUAAG